AUGAAUAAGAAAGGUCUUGCCAUUUUGAUGCGAACCAAAAUGAGACCUCGUUCCCCAGCCAGCUCCAACAAGUUUAAUCAAAUGCAAAUUGCUCUGCAGGACGGAAACAGAGUACCUGAUCAAAAUGCCUCCAACAAUACGGAGAGAGAAUUUGAGCAAGUACAAGAGUCGAUGCGCUUGGCCAUAUCGAUGAAUAAAACGGAAAUUGUAGAUGCUGUACUAAAUGAUUUCUCAGAGGGCUAUUUUACUCUCUCACAAGAAGACCGCAGAAAAUUACUCCUUAUACUUUCUAGAGAGUAUGACCUCAGUAGGACUCAAGUUCAUGAACUGAUGAAGCAAUAUCUCGGUCUUGAUCUUCCUACUGGUGACAAAGCUCAAGAUAAUGAUCAAGAAGAAGGCUCGCUUUCCGCUUUCUAUAGAAUUGAGCGGAAUUUGAGACAUGCUCUCAAGCCAAUGUAUGAAAUUUUAUUUGAACGGCUCAACACUCACACUGGAGGGUUGAAGUUCUUGUCCAUUAUUCGAGCUGAUAUCCUAUCUAUUCUCGUGGAGCAAAACAUUGCAUCUUUAAGAGCAUUAGACUCCUACUUGAAAGAGAAACUUAUAACAUGGCUUAGUCCUGCUAAUCUAGAACUUCAUCACAUUACAUGGGAUGAUCCUGCUUCUUUGCUGGAGAAAAUUGUGGCAUUUGAGGCUGUCCAUCCGAUCAGCAGUCUUAUAGAUCUAAAAAGAAGGCUGGGAGUAGGUCGUCGUUGUUUUGGAUAUUUACAUCCGGCAAUACCGGGUGAACCACUUAUCUUUAUUGAAGUUGCCCUAUUGAAGAAUGUGGCUCAGACAAUACAGGAAGUUCUAUGGGAUGAUCCUCCAAUACCCGAAUGUGAGGCAACCUGCGCAUUGUUUUACUCUAUAUCGUCGACUCAGGUAAGAAUGGUUUUCUUUCGCAUUUGUGUAUAA
Molecule: messenger RNA, 951 nt
Organism: Ilex paraguariensis (yerba mate)
Lineage: Eukaryota; Viridiplantae; Streptophyta; Magnoliopsida; Aquifoliales; Aquifoliaceae
Source: the annotation of a GenBank genome assembly